UGGGGACCAGAGAGCUUAAACUCACUCGAUCUGGUUCUGCGUGGCUUCCGGAGACAAGAAAGAGUCCUGCUUCUGGUUCCUCGCGCUGGCCUCAUGGCUUCCAUGCAGAUGGAUCCUGAGUUAGCUAAGCAACUCUUCUUUGAAGGAGCCACUGUGAUCAUUCUGAACAUGCCCAAGGGGACAGAGUUUGGCAUUGACUACAACUCCUGGGAGGUGGGGCCCAAGUUCCGGGGUGUGAAGAUGAUCCCCCCUGGCAUCCACUUCCUCCACUAUAGCUCUGCGGACAAGGCCAAUCCCAGGGCGGUGGGCCCCCGGAUGGGCUUCUUUCUUAGCCUGAAGCAGCGGGGGCUGACAGUCCUGCGCUGGAACACAGUUCAGGAGGAGGUGGACUUGUCUCCAGCUCCGGAGGCCGAAGUAGAUGCUAUGAGAGCCAGUCUCCCGGAGCUGGACCAGUUCCUGGGACCUUACCCAUACGCUACGCUCAAGAAAUGGAUCUCACUCACCAGCUUCAUCAGUGAGGCCACCGUGGAGAAGCUGCAGCCCGAGAGCCGGCAGAUCUGCGCCUUCUCGGAUGUGCUGCCCGUGCUUCCCAUGAAGCACACCAAGGACAGGCUGCAGCAGAACCUGCCCCUCUGCGGCACCGAGUGCAAAAGCUACCAAGAGGGCUUAGCCCGGCUGCCAGAGAUGAAGCCCAGGGCUGGGACUGAGAUCCGCUUCUCGGAGUUGCCCACUCAGAUGUUCCCAGCAGGCGCCACACCGGCAGAGAUCACGAGGCACAGCAUGGACUUGAGCUAUGCCCUGGAGACUGUGCUCAGCAAACAGUUCCCUGGCAACCCCCAGGAUGUGCUUGGUGAACUCCAGUUUGCCUUUGUGUGUUUCCUGCUGGGCAAUGUGUAUGAGGCAUUUGAGCACUGGAAGCGGCUCCUGAACCUGCUGUGUCGCUCAGAAGCCACCAUGAUGAAGCACCACGCCCUGUACGUCAGCCUCAUCUCCAUCCUGUACCACCAGCUUGGUGAGAUCCCUGCCGACUUCUUUGUGGACAUCGUUUCCCAGGACAACUUCCUCACCAGCACCUUGCAGGUUUUCUUCUCUUCUGCCUGCAGUCUUGCUGUGGAUGCCACCCUGAGGAAGAAAGCAGAAAAGUUCCAAGCCCACCUGACUAAGAAGUUCCGGUGGGACUUUGCUUCAGAGCCGGAGGACUGUGCUCCGGUGGUUGUGGAGCUCCCUGAGGGCAUCGAGACCGCCUAACUGCAAGUCCCCAAGCCAUGGGAGACCCCUUCCCAC
Acomys russatus (golden spiny mouse) is the source of this 1284-nucleotide messenger RNA. RefSeq names its product AAR2 splicing factor (gene Aar2). The transcript has 4 exons. Bases 94 to 1248 code for a protein of 384 amino acids. The record is from RefSeq and is a predicted model, not a curated record. Lineage: Eukaryota; Metazoa; Chordata; Mammalia; Rodentia; Muridae. Gene Ontology annotation, biological process: spliceosomal tri-snRNP complex assembly.